Messenger RNA from Prunus persica (peach), 611 nucleotides. RefSeq names its product PHD finger-like domain-containing protein 5B. The transcript has a single exon. The coding region runs from base 34 to 366 and encodes 110 amino acids. The record is from RefSeq and is a predicted model, not a curated record. Gene Ontology annotation, biological process: mRNA splicing, via spliceosome. NCBI's taxonomy places the organism in Eukaryota, Viridiplantae, Streptophyta, Magnoliopsida, Rosales, Rosaceae. Gene Ontology annotation, cellular component: catalytic step 2 spliceosome; precatalytic spliceosome; U12-type spliceosomal complex.
CCUAUGUAAUAAUGCGGUGACAUAAGUAGAAAGAUGGCCAAGCAUAAUCCUGACCUAAUUAUGUGCCGCAAGCAACCCGGAAUAGCCAUCGGAAGGUUGUGUGAAAAGUGUGACGGCAAGUGCGUAAUCUGCGAUUCUUUGGUGCGCCCUUGCACGCUUGUUCGGGUGUGCGAUGAGUGCAACUAUGGAUCAUUCCAGGGCCGGUGUGUUGUGUGUGGAGGGGUUGGAAUUUCUGACGCUUACUACUGCAAAGAGUGUACUCAGCUGGAAAAAGACAGAGACGGGUGUCCCAAAAUUGUGAAUUUGGGAAGUGCCAAAACCGAUCUGUUCUAUGAACGUAAAAAGUAUGGUUUCAAGAACAGAUGAUCACUUGACGAUUAAUUGGCAAUUUCACCGAUGAAGUUCGGCUUAGCUCCCCUAAAAUCAUGUUGUCGUUUUCAGUUUUCUUGGGUUUGUAAUACCUCUAAGAUGUUUUUUUUUUUGUGGAUGAACAAGCUCCUGGUAUUUCAUUAAUGUUUUACGAAGAUACAUUUAUCAUUAAAAGGAUUACGUACUAAACCAAGAGGACAUUGAUCACAUUUAAUGGAAUUCGUAGUAUUUAUUUUAUUUUA